Molecule: messenger RNA, 2769 nt
Organism: Coffea eugenioides
Lineage: Eukaryota; Viridiplantae; Streptophyta; Magnoliopsida; Gentianales; Rubiaceae
Exons: 15
Coding region: 2-2389 (795 amino acids)
Biological process (GO): DNA repair
Cellular component (GO): Holliday junction resolvase complex; nucleus
Molecular function (GO): DNA binding; nuclease activity
Source: RefSeq, a predicted model, not a curated record
AAUGUCGCAGCCGGAGCCGGUGAACAUUCUCUCCGACGACGACGAUGAAGACGACGUCGUUGCCAAAACCGGUAAUGCAAAGUACAACAGAACUGCUCCGAGAUCAGAAAACGACGUCGUCUGCAUCGACCUCUCAACUCCAUCCCCGUACUUCCCGACGAAGAAGAAGCAAAGAUUAUCAGACCGCUGGGCUAAUUCAAAACCUAGUUCGAGCAAUUCUACCGCUCCACUCUUCAUCCUUGACGAUGACGUCACGCCGCAGAAGCAUCCUCCGGGAACCACCCCCACUCAGCCUGUCGUCACCGAGACUCCUCCGAAUUUUUCUCAUUUCUUCUCCUCCAAGCUCGAGGAGGCCUCAAUUCGCAAAUGCUCCUAUGAUUCCUUCGGGUUGAAUUCCCCGCCAUCUGUUGUUGGGGAGACGCCAUUUUCGGAUAAAGUGUCCAAUUCUGAACUUGCAAAUGGUGGAUUCAGCAGCGGCAACUACAGUUCUCAACUAUUGGCAGCGACAGCAGAUGCUGCAGGGGCUUUAUUUUCCGUCUACUCUCCCCCCGGGUUAAAUUCUCCUCCAUCUGUUGUUGAUGAGACACCAAUAUUGGAAAAAGUGUCCAAUUCUGAACUUGCAAUUACUGAAUUCAAGCGCGUCGACUCCAAUUUUCAACAAUUGGCAGCAGCAGCAGAUGCUCCUGGGGCUUUAUUUUCCGACUGCUCGCCCCCUGAGAGUAGAUUGAUAUGUCUGCAGUCUGACAAUGAGUGUGAGAGAGGAUUGGAAGCUGAUGAAAGAACUGGUUUGAUAGUUGAUGUGGCAGAGGAGUUUGAAUUGAGCUCCGGAUUUGUUGAAUCCACACUUUCUUAUGGUAAGGCUAAUCAAACGCACCUGGCAGUGGUCAGCUCUCCACGUCCUUGUUCAUUGGAAUAUGAUCUAUCUCUGGUACAUGGUACUUUUGGUGAUGAGUGUGAUAGAAAGGAGCUCAUGGUUCAAGUGCCUGAACCAAAAGGCAAAAUCAAGAGUAAAGCCAUUUCAGAGAAAGGUUCAGAUAGUUCAAUCAGGAAAGGGAGGAUGUUGAAGGAAGCAAGGCUUCUCCUGAAGGAAGAAAGGAAACAGCAGAAAGAACAAGAAAAACUGGAAAAAGAAUCUCAAAAGGCUGAAGCUGCUGAGUUGGUGAAAUUGCAGAAUGAAAAGCAAAAGAUCUACCUGGAGGAGGAGAAAUUGGAAAGAGAAGCUCAAAAGGUUGAAGCUUCUGAGUCGGUAAAAUUGCAGAAAGAAAAGCAAAAGAUCUGCCUGCAGAAGGAGAAAUUGGAAAGAGCAGCUGAAAAGGCUGAAGCUGCAGCUUUGAAAAAACUGCAGAAAGAAAAGCAAAAGAUCUAUCGGCAGCAACAGAAAUUGGAAAGAGCAGCUCAAAUAGCUGAAGCUGCAGCAUUGAAAAAACUAGCAAAAGAAAAGCAGAAGUGGGAAAAAGGAAAGUUUGCCCAAAAAACAAUUGUGGCUCAAAUAGAUAGUAAAAUAGUUGAAAUGGGGUCAAUCGGAGGACAUCUGCUUACAAGGUUUGCAGAAAAGGGUCUCUCAUAUCGUAUAAUGUCAAACCCAAUUGAAAGAUCUAUUGUGUGGACAAUACCUGUUCCAGAACAAUUGGUGCAGAUUUCAUCUGAGGGCAUAGUUGUACCAUAUGUGUUACUCGUAUAUGGGGCUGAAGAAUUCUGCAAUCUCAUCAUGGAUGGAACACUUAUGGAUCAAGUUUCCAGGGUUCAAUACCAUUAUCCAAACCAUACGAUUUGUUACCUCACAAAUAGACUGAUGGCCUACAUAAAUAAACGGGAACAAGAUCAUUAUAAGAAUCCCAGCAAAUAUGAAGGUUGGAAGCGCCCACCAAUAGAGGAGGUAUUGGCAAAAUUAGCCACUCAUUUUACUAGGGUGCAUUCAAGACUGUGUUGUGAUGAAGCUGAAUUAGCAGAACAUGUUGUUGGUUUGACUCACAGCCUUGCCUCUUGUCAGUAUAGGAAGAAGCCAACACCAUUAUCAGUGAAUGCAAAUGGCUCUCUUGUACCCAAGGAUUGUGCUGAUAGAAAUCUCAUAAAGAAGAAUACAUGGUUAAAAGCAUUGGUAGCUAUCCCUAAGGUACAACCACGGUUUGCCAUUGCUAUAUGGAAAAAGUAUCCCACAAUGAAAUCACUUUUGACUGUUUACAUGGAUCCGAGUAAAUCGGUGCAUGAGAAAGAAUUUUUGCUCCAAGAUUUGACUACAGAAGGUUUACUUGGUGAUGACAGAAGAUUAGGAGAGAUUUGUUCUAAGAGAAUUUGUAGGGUACUCAUGGCUCAAUGUGGGAACGUCAUUACUGAUGACGUUGAGCAUGGAGCUGAUUUUUUUUCGUUUACCAGCCCACUCUGCUGUUAAUGCUCCCGCUACUAGGCUGAUUGAAAGUUAUUUGGCAAGUGUUGUAUCCUAUUCGAAUGAGGAAAAGAUAUUACAAUCUUAUCAGUUGUGAACUGGAUAAAGCAGCAUGCGGCAGCGUAUUUAUCAAAUCAAUGUGGCCUCAACAACUUGUUGGAAGCUUUUCUGCUGUGAUGUCAGAUCAGUGGAGGUGAAAAGAUUUAGAUUAUCACCUUUCAGCUACGACUAUAUUGGCAUAUGUAUAUAUGUCUUUUGCUAACAUCAAUGUUGCAAAACCUUGUCCAAUUGACCUCUGCUAUUAUUUUCUAAUUGGAAAAUGAAGCAUCGUGGAAAACUGACUAAUAAGAAAGUUGAACUUUUUAUCACAAAUGCUUUGGCCCAUA